Messenger RNA from Dendronephthya gigantea, 1859 nucleotides. Its product is annotated as potassium voltage-gated channel subfamily A member 2-like. Gene Ontology annotation, cellular component: voltage-gated potassium channel complex; membrane. Bases 100 to 1338 code for a protein of 412 amino acids. Gene Ontology annotation, biological process: potassium ion transmembrane transport; protein homooligomerization. The record is from RefSeq and is a predicted model, not a curated record. The transcript has 4 exons. Gene Ontology annotation, molecular function: delayed rectifier potassium channel activity. NCBI's taxonomy places the organism in Eukaryota, Metazoa, Cnidaria, Anthozoa, Malacalcyonacea, Nephtheidae.
ACAACAUAUAUACUAAGGGGUUGUAAGAAAGAAGACGACACAGAAUUAAAAACAGCAAAACUUAAUUUCCAGAGAGUUGAAGCCGACGAAAGCCACUCAAUGUCGUCUCAAAAAAAUCACAUUGACGAAUACAAAUUGAACAAUCGACCUGUUGUUAGACCAUCAUCCGCGCGACUUCGCUUCAACAUAUGCGGCGAGGGAUACGAAAUCCUGGAAUCCACUUUGCAGAAUUUCCCAGAAACCCCGUUAGCGAAAGACGAGUGGCGGGCAAAGUUCUGGGACGACACACGCGGCGAAUAUUACCUUGAUCGCAAUCGGGAAUGUUUCAGGGCCAUUCUAACCUACUACCAAAGCGAAGGGAUACUGUGCUCACCGGAAAAUGUACCGGAGAAGUUAUUCUUUCAAGAGCUCGAGUUCUACGGUUUGCGAGAACCCAGGACGAAACCUGGAAGAAUCCUGCCAAAAAACAGCAUCCAAAAGGAAAUUUGGGAGCUGUUCGAGUACCCCGACACUUCAAAAUACGCGAAGGCGAUUGCUUGGUUGAGUUGCACUGUUGUCCUUCUCUCUAUAGUUAUGUUCUGUGUGGAAACACUUCCUAAAUUUACCAAAGAAUCUGAAGAUAGCAAAACCGAUGUCGACGACCCCUUUUACAUAAUAGAAGCAGUUUGUAUAUCAUGGUUUACCUUCGAAUACAUCGUCCGAUUUAUCUCGUCCCCGAUCAAAACAAAGUUCGUCGUCGGCGCGCUAAAUUUAAUCGACCUAAUCGCGAUUCUUCCGUUCUUCAUAAGCUUCGCGCUGCAAUCAAGCUCGAACGUGUCCUCGUUGGCGCUAUUGCGUGCUCUGCGACUCGUUCGCGUCUUCAGGAUCUUCAAACUGUCGCGCUAUUCCAAAGGAUUGAGAAUUUUGGGCCUGACUAUGAAAGCAAGUAUGGCCGAACUUGGUCUGUUGGCAUUCUUCCUCACAGUAGGUAUCGUAUUAUUCUCGAGCGCGAUAUAUUACGCUGAAAUGGACGAAAACGGCGAAGUGUUCAGAAGCAUUCCUCACGCAUUCUGGUGGGCUAUCGUUACUAUGACAACCGUGGGUUAUGGUGACAUGUAUCCUGUCACGUUUGCUGGGAAAAUAAUUGGAAGCAUUUGUGCAUUCACUGGCAUCUUGUCAAUAGCUCUACCAGUUCCUGUAAUUGUAGCCAACUUCGAACAUCAUUACAACAAUGCAAAUAGCGAGCUGGAGGACAAGCUAAAUGUUGAUACCAGUUCAUCGAAAUAUGACAGGGUCCGAAAGUUCUUUAAAAGUAUCAGGAGAAAGAAAGAGCAGAAUCAUACACUACAACCUGUCUAGCAGGCACAUUUAGAGCUGUUUCAGCAACACAACAAUGAAAAUUUGGCAAAUUAGUAAUUAGGUAGAGUUAAUUAGCAGAUUGCAAAGCAAUUAAAGAUGGGAGAAGGUCGUAGGGCAAGGGCUUCAAUUUUUUGACAAAUAUAUCUAAAGCAGUUAAAUUGUUCUGUGGAGGGUAUCAUACUAGGACAGAUGUAAGGUAGUUUCGUAGGAGGCUGGGAGUGUGCAGACCAGUUGCCACUUGCCAGGCAUAGGUUGGGCAUGCGCACCAACUGUCAGAGAUAUUUGAAUGUAUAUUUGUUUGAAAAAGGUUCAAAGGGUCUCAACACUUGUUUAUAAGUGCAUGAGGCCAUAAGGUGCCACCUAUAUUGCCAGAGCUUUAAAAAGUCUCUAAAGGCCCUCUAAACUUCCAAAUAGUACGCCAAAAAGUAAUACUUAUAAUUGGGGACUGGUUUUUCGCACACAUUGCCCCAAAGUGCAGUACAUUGUGUAAGGUAUUAAAAAUAUCAAAUUCAACCACAGUA